AGGCCGCAGGUUGCGCGGCGGGCGGAGCCCGAGCGGGCCGCUGCCGCUCCCGGGGCCUGCCGGAGGGACCGGGCCCGUUCGCCUCGAUUCUGCCAGCCUCCCAAGGUCGGGGUUUGAACCCUGCCAGCUCCAACCCAAACCACCCCCCUCUUUUCCCAGCCAUGCAAAGCGCGGGAUGAAGUUGGAAGCAGUGGUUGAGCAGCUGCAGAAGCAGCAGCAGAAGCAGCAGAUCCCUCUGCAGAUGGAUUCCAGGGAGAGGCAGCAGAGGCAGCUGAGGGAAGCCCAGCUGCUCUACACUCAACAGCUGGCCGUGCAGCAGGCUGUGCUGGCAGCCACAUCUGGCAGGGCUUCGGGUGGCUCUGCCGUUGGGCCUUUAGCCAGAGGGCCACCUGCAGCUGGAGCUGCCCGGGGGUUUGAUCAGAGCAGUAUGAAUUCAGAGCCAGAAGAGGAAGAGGAGGAUGAAGAGGAGGAGGAGGAGGAAGAUGAAGAGGAGGAGGAGGAAGAAGAAGAAGAAGGGGGUUUGGAAGGCGGGCAGCUUGAGGACGGCGCCGAUGUGACUGGCAAAGAAACCUGCUCUGCUGUGAAAUAUUUUCACCCCCCCAAAGUUGCUCAUCACAACCAAAGAGUGGCCUCUACCUCGAGUCCCCUGCCAGCUGUGGGCCACCAGCGGGGCCAGCAGGGCAAGGAAGAACAGGGUAAAGACACUGCUAAGCCACCCUACUCCGGAUCCCCCUCCGGGCGCCAGAACUGGCGGCUGGAGGAGCAGUUGAAACAGAACGGGACCGUGACCUGGAGCGACGACGGCGACGGAUGCCGAGGAAGGGAAAUUUCACGAGACUUUGCCAAGCUCUAUGAAUUGGAUAGUGACCCUGAACGGAAGGAGUUCCUGGAUGACCUCUUCAUCUUCAUGCAGAAGAGGGGAACUCCCAUCAAUCGGAUCCCCAUCAUGGCAAAGCAGAUCCUGGAUCUCUACAUGCUCUACAAGCUGGUGACUGAGAAAGGAGGGCUGGUGGAAAUCAUCAACAAGAAGAUCUGGAGAGAGAUCACCAAAGGCCUUAACCUGCCCACCUCCAUCACCAGUGCUGCCUUCACCCUCCGGACCCAGUACAUGAAGUACCUGUACGCCUACGAAUGCGAGAAGAAAUCCCUCAGUUCUCCUGCUGAGCUCCAGGCUGCCAUCGAUGGCAACAGGAGGGAAGGCAGGAGGCCCAGCUACAGCUCCUCCUUGUUCAGCUACUCACCCACCACCUCGGGGCCUCCUUCCCUCCUGUCUCCCCCCAAGAUCCGUUUCCCCAUCAUCGGCGUGGCGCCGGGCAGCGGGACCAGCAACCCUCGGGUGUCUCCAGCAGCAGCUGUCAGAAAAGGGGAUGGUGUGCCCUUGACUGUGUCUAUGCCAAAUCGUAUCGCCGUGCCAGUGACCUUGGCCAGCCAGCAGGCAACAGUGGCAGCAAGAACAGCCACCCUGGACCAGCUGAGGGAGAGGCUGGAGUCAGGAGAACCUCCAGAGAAGAAGGUGUCCCGGAUGACAGAGGAGGAGCAGCGGCUGGUCCAGCAGGCUCUGCAGCGCAACCUGUUCAGCAUGGCACGGCAGAUCCCCAUGAAGGUCAAGAUCAAUGGCAAGGAAGACAAAGCGGAGGCGGCGGCGCUGAACGUGUCCCCCAAUGGCAUCGGGAGCAUCAACAUGUCAGUGGAAAUCAAUGGCACAAUCUAUGCUGGAGUGCUCUUUGCCCAGAAGCCAGUCGUCCAUCUCAUUGCAGGCUCCAGCACCCAAAGUUCCUGCAGCAGCAGCAGCAGCUCCCACUGCUCUCCCAGCCCUACCUCAUCCCGGGGAACCCCCAGUGCAGAGCCCUCCACCAGCUGGUCUCUCUGAUGGAUGGCCCAGCCUGCUGUCUCACACUGGCCUCCAGCAGCUCUUCCUCUCUGCCCUGGGCAGGGAAGGAGUCGCACAGAUUACCUCAUCUCAAGGAACCUGCUUUUGUGGUUGGCCAACACAAGAUGAUGAUGCUGACGCUGAAACCUUUCCAUGCCAGCAAGUUUUUCUUCAUCAUCUGCUUGUCCAGCCUUUGUUGGGUUGUUUUUUUUUUGGCUUUGUUCUCCCCUUUCUUCCUCUUUGCUUUUUGUUUUCCUCCUCCUCCCAGGGUUUGCUGUGUUCCUGUCAGGGGCUGGGAGGGACGCCUGGCGUUGGUCAAUCAGGGAUGGUCUCCAGGAGCUGCAGGUUGUGAGAUGGCUGACAUGUCACCAAGGCAGGUGGAAAGAGCUGGAGCUGGGGCAGGGAAACUUGGUUCUCCUCUAAGCAGGAGCCAGAAGGAUUCUUCCCACAAACCAACUCCGUGUAUUGACAAUCCUCAGAGCCAGCAGGGUGCCUUGUCCCUGUCCUCCCAGGGCUUGUGCUGAGAAGGCCACGUGGCUUCCUUGCCUGCCUUCUACAGGCUCUGUCUUGCUCUGGUGUUUCUGUGUCCUCCUCUAGAAGCUUGUGAGCUUCCUUCCCCCUCUCUGAGGUCUUGGCAAGAGGGGAAGGACUCCCUCACCACUACAUUUUGACCCACAGACACAUGAAAAACCUCUCCAUCAGCUGCUUCCUUCUCCUGGGUGGUGUUGGCCUCAUCCCUGCUGUUGCCUUCAGGCUUUCAGCCAAGUUUUAAAUGCCCUCAACCUUGUCUCUCUCCCUUUGAGGACUUCAUCCCACUGAGGUUUACCCUGCCAGCCUGAACUUAACUUUGGCUUGCUGGUUUCAUCCUCUGCCCCCUUGGCACACGAGGGCUGUCCCUGAGGUUGUUCUAGGCUUCCUGGAGACACUUCCUUCUCCAGAGGUGGCUUUCAGCAGCACCUUGGAAGCUCUUCAGAUCUGUGUGCUGAGAGAAGAGGUGGUGAUGUUUGAAACCUGCUGCAGUGGGGCUGGGGGGUGUGUGGGGGUGGUGCAGUUAAUGGGACACACGAUCUUCAGUGGUCUCUGAGCCACCCUACAGAUGCCCAGUCCUCUCCAAAUUGUCCAUGAGCUAAAAGGAAGCAGCUCCUUCUCGGUUGAGAAGGAGCUUCUGCUCUCCUGGUGGAAGCAAAGGAAAAUGAAGCCCUUCCUCAGCCUCAAACCCCCAGUAGAAAGCAAGCAAAGGCUGGCCAAGGCUCUCCUGUGUCUGGAGGAACUGAGCUGGCUUCAUGAGCUCAGCUUCUGCUCAGGUGGCCUCUCACCUUGUCCUCUCUCCUCCUGCUGACCUUUCCCCAGCCUGGAGCUCAGGUCUGAGCCCCAUCCAUCCUGCCCUGGUGACAUCCUUCCCAUACCUCCAGGCCCAAGUCAGGUUUUUUGGAGCAGAUGAAAUACCUCAGAUGUGUACUUUGUUGUUGGGUUGUUUUGUUUGUUUGGGGCUUGGCUUAUUUUUUUUUUAACCUCUUCAGGAAGUCUUCGGCAUAUCUUCUCGCUUGGGGUUUUUUUUUUUCUAUGUGGUUUUACUGACCUCGUGUUUUGGCUUGUUUUUGUUUUGAAUUGUAUCACCAAAGACAACAAAACUUAAGAAGAGCAGGAGAGAAGUGGGACAGCGUUGUCCUGGGACGUGGGCACGGCACAGGAGGACAGGCAGAGCUGGGAGAAAGGGAGCAAGAGUGACUCUGGGCUUUAGAAGAUGUGUCCACGUUGGACGUGAAGGUGUCUCCCGAGUCCUCGUGACUUUUCCAAGUUUGCCUGCAGCAAAGAGGGGGUUUCUGGCUCCCUUUCCUCUCCCCCUGCAGCUGAGUUGGGGGGGGGGGGGAGGCUGGAGGUGCUGUGCCCCCCAACUGUCUGUCCCUUCCUGCCCCAAGAUUCAGGUUCUCCUGGGCUGCUGCUCUGUCCUUGGGAGCCCAGAGCUGGUGGGAACCACGGGGAAGCUGCAGGAGGUUCUCAGCUCUUUGGGACUUUAGCUGAUGGAGUAGCCCCCAGUCCACUGGAGUUGCUGCCUGGCUUUGUGUUGGACCCUGCUGGGAGGAAAAGUGGGAAUGCAGAGUGUCCCGGGAUAGAUGCUGCUCCCAGAUGUCCCCUGAUGGUGGCUGCAGUAAAGCCCACCCACCAGGCAGGGGGAAGCUGAGCUGCUCUUGGGCUGCAGGGUGUUCCCCUGCCAGCUCCUCCCUUCAUUUCAUACCCCCAGGCUCAGAGAGGCUUUUCCAGACUCUGGGCUUCAUUCAGCUUGGGGUUGGUUUUAGUUUGGUUUUUUCCCCCCACCCCCCUUUUAUUUCUUUUGGUUCUUUUUUUAUUUUCUGUGGGGGUGGGUUUGGGGGCUUGUUUCCUCUGAGUGGGACUGGGGGGGGGGGCUUUUUGCUUUUCCUUGUGCUUUCUUCUCUGGUCCUGGGGAGCAGAGGUUUAGUCAUGGGUGGUUUUUGCUUCUUUGUAUCACUUGCUAACGUUGUGUUUUCUUGCACAGAAAAGGCACUCGAAUCACUGAACUGCUCAACAGCUUUUUGACACUACUAGAGUAUUAAUGUUUUAAUAAGCUUUACACAACUAGACUGGAAAAAAAAGAGACAGGGAGUAACAGAUUGUUUUGUAUCCAAUUCAGGGAAAGAAAUCAAGUCGGGAUGUAACAGAUACCUCAGUUUUAAAAAAAAAAAAACAAAAAACCACAAAAAAAAAACCAAACUAAGCUGCAACAAGAAACUGGUCCUUGUCCCAGUAGGUGCUGGUAAGGACCAACCCUUCAGACUGUGAACCCCUUGCCCCAAGCCUGGCUUCCCAUUCCUGGUCCUUGGCUCCACAGGUUUGGUGUUGAGCUUCUGGAUCUCCUGCUGAGCUUGCCAGGCUUUGGGGAGCAGGGUGAUGGAAACCAGCAGCAGAGACCAGGGCAGGGGAAGCUGGGGGAGGCUGAGCAAGGGUGGUGGGAUCCCCCUCUCCAUCCCACCCCCCCCACCCCCCUUCUCCCCUCCCCAGGGCUCACGCUGCGGUUUUGCUUUGAUUGUAAAGUACUCAGGGGUUUUGAUACUGCGGGUAGGACGGUUCCUGGUGGGGAGAGCUCCUCUCUGGGGGCUCCUUCUUCUCCUUCCACUCCAGACCAGCCAAGGUUUCACACCGAGCAGCCACAAAACAAAACCAGAAGCCUCUUCCUCCUCCUCCUCUCCCCCAGCUUGCUUCCCACCCUGCUUCUCUUUCAGGAGGAAGGAGAAUUUUUACCAGCUGGGUUCCACGGGCAAACACAAAACUUGCUCCUCCUCUUCCAGCAGCUCCCAGUUGGUGCUGGGAAGGCAUCAAGAUGAGGAGCUGGGGAAGAGGAGAAGGGAGAGGAAGGCUGGGGGCCUGCUUGGCUCCCAAAGUGAAAUUGAACAUGUCCCACCAAGUCCUUUUGGCUGCUGGGGGAGGGGGGGGGGGGUGUGUGCUCCAGAUAGAUUGGGAUCAGAUGUUUUCACCAAACAGCUGCAGCAGCCUUGCUACUAGUUUUCUUACCUAUUUAAAGAAAAAUAAAGAAAAGGAAUAAAAAAGAAAUGUGAUAGCCUAGGCGGUGGAUAAAUACCUCAACGUCUCCUUCCAACAAGUGUCUGUAUAUGUUGUUGUUGGGUUUUUUUCUAUCUUACACGUUUUAUCUGAAUGUUUAUAUUCCAAUAAACUUCUACCUCUUCACACGGUGA
This is a messenger RNA of Apus apus (common swift), 5580 nucleotides long. It is a transcript of the gene ARID3B, whose product is annotated as AT-rich interaction domain 3B. Gene Ontology annotation, biological process: regulation of transcription by RNA polymerase II. The transcript has 9 exons. Gene Ontology annotation, molecular function: DNA binding. The record is from RefSeq and is a predicted model, not a curated record. The coding region runs from base 176 to 1870 and encodes 564 amino acids. Gene Ontology annotation, cellular component: nucleus. NCBI's taxonomy places the organism in Eukaryota, Metazoa, Chordata, Aves, Apodiformes, Apodidae.